Physcomitrium patens is the source of this 3013-nucleotide messenger RNA. RefSeq lists its product as uncharacterized. The record is from RefSeq and is a predicted model, not a curated record. Lineage: Eukaryota; Viridiplantae; Streptophyta; Bryopsida; Funariales; Funariaceae. Gene Ontology annotation, molecular function: translation initiation factor activity; GTPase activity; GTP binding. Gene Ontology annotation, biological process: translational initiation. Gene Ontology annotation, cellular component: cytoplasm.
UUCAUGUGCACCGCAAUCGAUGCUUCAGUAGCACUACCAGUUGUUGCGGCGAUGGCCAGUGCUAUGGCAGUAGAACUCUCAGCUUACCCAGCGGAGUGCAGAGCUUAACAACGUUCUACCGUUGCCUGGACCCUGGGCAUGUUUUCUAUUGAUCCCAGCCAUGGCCAAGCCUUCUUCGUGGCGCCGCACCACUUCCCUGGCCAGAGCUCUCGCGGAGUCAUCUAGAAGCGAUCGGGUUUCAAGCGCGCAACCGUUGCCACAAUGCCUCAGCUCGUUGGUAGCGUAUUCGAAGGAUGCUGCUGCUGCUUGCACGUUGCAUCGUGACCAUGGAGACAAUGUCGUCGGGGGCUAUACCUGUGAACGUUGUUCAGCAGCGCCGGGUUUGAGGGACGGGUCCUUCUUUAGGGUUUUGGAAAGGUUUUCGGAUUCUUUAUCGGGUCGUUUGGGCACGAAUGGACCCCGGUGUGGUGUUAUAGAUUUGGAUUAUCGUCUAGUUGGUGUAGGUUUGGUUGGGAGAGGUAUCCCGAGCACAAUUCCGGGGGCUGAGUGUGGAACGCGUGCAUUUAGGUCAUCCGCGAUUUCUUCCGCAAAGGCGAAACUAGGCCCGUCAGGUUCUGUUCAAGGGCACAGAUAUAAGGGCAAGAAACCGCAUGACAAGGGUGAGCAAUCGAAAGCUGCCGUAACUCCAGUCCAGCAAGAGAAAGAGGAUGUUGUUGUCGAAAUUUUUGAUGGCAUGUCUGUUUCGGAACUAGCGGCUCGUGUGAGGCAGUCUGUGGACGCUGUCAAGACUGUAUUGACCGGAAUUGGGGAACCUGUUUCGCAAGCCGUGACUGCUGAUGCGGCGGAGCUCGUGGCAUCAGAGUAUGGGAUGAGUGUGAAGAAAGUACUGAAUCAGAAAGGGAGCGUUGGCGGAGAGUUUCCGCGAUCACCCGUGGUUACAGUUAUGGGGCAUGUGGAUCACGGGAAGACCACCUUAUUGGAUGCCCUCCGGCAGACAUCUCUGGCGGCGCGGGAGGCUGGAGGUAUUACGCAGCAUUUGGGAGCAUUUGUCGUGGCCAUGCCAUCGGGCUCUUCCCUUACGUUUCUUGACACUCCUGGUCAUGCUGCUUUCAGUUCUAUGCGUGCGCGCGGGACCGCUGUGACGGAUAUAGUCGUCUUGGUCGUGGCUGCCGAUGAUGGAGUCAUGCCGCAGACCCUCGAAGCUAUGUCUCUUGCCCAGGAAGCUGGUGUCCCUGUCGUCGUGGCUCUGACUAAAUGUGAUAGAGUUGAGGCAAACCCUGCCCGGGUCCGACAACAGCUAGCUUCUCAUGGUGUCGAGCUUGAGGAUAUUGGAGGUGAUGUUCAGGUGGUGGAAGUAUCUGCGAUUACGAAAUCGGGACUUGAGAAGUUGGAAGAGGCACUGCUGCUCCAAGCGGAGUUGAUGGAGCUUAAGGCUUCAUCCUCUGAUGAAGUGCACGCGGUUGUAGUGGAAGCGCGUGUUGAUCGUGGCCGCGGCCCUCUUGCCACGGUCGUUGUACGUUCGGGAAACCUUGUUCCUGGUGCAAUUGUUGUUAUAGGGACGCAGUGGGGACGAAUUCGUGUGCUGAAAGAUAUGCUUGGGCGAACAGUUACAUCUGCAGGGCCUUCGACACCUGUUGAGAUAGAUGGUUUGCGGGGUCUUCCAGAAGCUGGGGAUUACAUUCAGAUUGUAGCAAGCGAGGAGAGAGCGAGAAAAUUGAGUCAGGUUCGGCGGACGAGAUUAGAGGAGAAGCGCAUGUGGCAGCUGAAGCGACGAGUCGUUGCCGCCGAAGCUGCCGCUGCCGCUGUUGCAGAGGAUGGGGCGGAAGUUGUCGUUCCAGAGAGGCGAGAAAUGACCGUAAUUGUGAAAGCGGAUGUUCAGGGUACUGCCGAAGCAGUGAGCCAAUCUCUCACUCUCCUCAGUUGUCCUCAGGUUGACGUGAAUAUAGUGCACUCGGGGGUAGGACCGGUUUCUCAAUCUGACAUUGACCUUGCCGCGAGUACCAGAGCUCAUAUUGUUGGGUUCAAUGUGGGCUCUAUGGGAUCUGCAAUUGAGACAUCAGCUAGAUUAGCUAAAGUCAAGGUUUUGAAGCACCGUGUUAUCUACCAUCUGCUGGAGGAAGUAGGGGCCCUCAUUGUGGGCAUGGCCCCUGGUGUGAAAGAGGAUCAAGUAGCAGGUCAGGCUGAGGUUCUCAGCGUGUUCGAGCUGAAGGGCAAAGGACGCACUGGAAAGGGGGCAACAAGAAUUGCUGGAUGCCGAGUGUUAGAUGGACGCUUAGAAAGGGCAGCCCGGAUCCGAGUGUUGCGCAGUGGGGAGGUUCUGUUUGAAGGUCUCAUGCAAUCGCUCAAAAGAGAGCAGCAGGAUGUGGAAACGGUGGCGAAAGGAGUGGAGUGUGGUAUGAUAGUGGAAGAAUGGGUCAAUUUUCAGGUUGGCGACGUGGUUCAGUGUAUCACCGACUUCCGACGGAUGCCCAAGUUUGUGUCGUCCCAGAAUGGAGCUGCUCGCAUUGAAUGUUAACCCUUUCACGAGUGUUGGGAAUGCAUGGCCCUCUUCUCUUGUAUUUCUGGAUUGAAUUGUUACAGAGUUGGUUCUGGCCUUAACAGAUGAGGUUCAGGUAUCUGCUCCAAAUUUCACGCUAGCUGUGAGCUAGAUGGUAUAUUAACACUUAUUAAACAAUGAAGUCCUUAGACAUAGGGAUGAAACCAAUAUUUUUAGGAGGCUGCCACUUCAGCACCUUCUCAAAUUUUGCACUAGAAUUUACAGAUAUCAUGUGACGCUUGACGCUUGUGAGCAGAGUGGCAAGUGUGCUACGCACAUUGUAGUAUAAUGCUGAUAGGAAAGUUCAAUCUUUAUGUUCUUACAGUGCGCUAGACGCUAUGCCUUUUGAUCCGUGCUGAAUGAGAAUUGCCUGUAAGAUGCUGGCAACACGAACACUUGUCAUUUUGUUUGCAACAGGAGCUUCUUCAGUUAAAAGUUGGCACUACGUUUUGUUGGCGAACUGUCCAAUUUUGGUAA